GGGGGGGUCGGGCUGGGCUCAACAUGAACCUGCGCUCUGACACUCUGGCUGGGAAAAGCAGGCAGCAGCCAGCCGGCCGCCCCCCGAGCAGCAGUAGCACAGGGGAACCUGCCUGGAGCGCUUUGAAACACCAGCAAGACGUCUUUACUUGGGUGCCAAAGCGCUCAUGGCUGUCGCUUACGGGGCUGUCACCAACCCGGGCCUGCUUUACCAGCAGUACCCUCCGCCCCUGCUUCCCAAACCUGCAAAGGACAACGUUCGGCUUCAGAAACUCCUCAAGAGAUCCGCCAAGAAGAAGGCCUCCGCUCAGACAUCGCAGCCCGCCACGCUUUUCCGCUCCAACCUUUCCCCCGUGAACGAAGCAAGUCCCGACCUCGAGCACAGUGACCACUCAACACCUCCCAAGACUCCAGAGACACCGUUCAGUCUUUUCAGCGUCCAGGAGCCUCCGAGGUUCACCGCCAGACCGCUUUAUCGACAUGUGGCGUCGCCUUACCCACAUCGAGCGGCGUACGGGAGACCGGGAAGAUUCUCCCCUCAGACGGUGGCGCCCCCAUUGUACUCUUACCCGCAGAAUACUACUACCGUUUCUUCAUAUUCUGCGUCCACCAACGUGUCUGAAGUCUCAACAGCUACGUGGCAAGUCGUUGAGCCUGCAGUGCCAAAAAUAUCUUUACUGCCAGCCUCCUUUACACCUGAGGCAACAGUACCAGCUGCUGAAGUAAGAAAGCCGGCUUUUAGCACAUUUGCUGACAAUAAUGCCGGUCUUAGACCUUUCGCAACUGGAGGGACGCGACAAGCAAAAAGUCCAACUCCUUAUCAAGCAAUGGGGGGUGAAGCUCUGAUUCGUCCUCUCACUGUUUUGAUCCCGAUGGCCAAAUGCAGGAGUCCACGUCCAACAUUCAAAGCGACCGACCGUUCAAGAUCGCCCAAACCGAUGUUUGAUGUUCCCAAAAUUAGGAUGUAUACGGCGAGCACAUCCUACUACGAGUCAACCAGGACCACACCGGUGUACGACACAGCUGCUUUAACCGCCAUUGGCAGCACAGCACCUCAAAGUAAAGCACCGGCAGAAACCAUGCAAGAUUUGACUCCCGUAUCUGAGGUCAGAAGAGGGACAACACCGACGGCUCUGCCUCCUUUACUGGGCCCAGAUCCCCAGAGGAAAACACCAACUUCAGAAAUGAAAAGGGGCACCACACCAACAACGGAGAUGAAUACUAUAAUAACACCUACGGUUGAAAUCCUAAGAGCAACCCCGACUUCUGAAAUCAGAGUUAAAACACCAACAGGACGGCCUCGAACCCCGGCAUACAACAAGAAUCGGGCUGCAACACCGGUCUUUGAAGUCUCAAGACCGAAUCCUCUCUUGUUCGCCGUGUCGCCAAUCACAGUAGAGCCAGAGAGGUCAAGAACGCCCAAAACACUUUCUGCUAUGAGCAGUUUGUCAACUUCCCAAAGCGAUAAGAUCAGUUUGUCUGUUUCCCAAAGCGAGAAGAUCAGUGAGCCUAAGCCUGCUGAAAUGAUACCAAACAGGGACAUUCAUUUGGUCAUGACACCAGUGGUAAAACCAAUCCAACAGAGCAUCAAUAUGACACAAUCAGAGCCUGAUCUGUCAAGAGAAGCUGCUCCAGCUGGCUCUCAAAGACCUAAAACCCCAACAACUGAGCCACAAACACCAGCAGUGACUUCUUACAGCAACCAGAGGCCUAAGACUCCAACAUACGAGGCAUCCCGACUUAUGACCACUUCGCCUGGUUUUAAAAGACCAAGGACACCUACGUACGGGAUGUCACCAUCACCUGUAGGCUUUCAGAGACCUAAAACCCCGACUCAAACUGCUAAAAAAUCAAAGUCUGGCUACCGUGGAUUGACACCAGCUGAAUAUGCUGCUCACGGAGGAAUUAAAACCUACUCUCCAGCUUUUGGUAUCUCCGAUUCCAAGACGCAAGCUGAAGAGGAGGUUAAAGUGCCAAAAGAGGAACCAGUAGAAUGUAAAGCACCUAUUCAAGAAACACCUGUGAAGGAACAAGCUAUGCCAGAGGUGUCUAAAGCUAAAGAAACUCCCAAAGAGGUAGAGAAACCCCAGGUGAGGGACGUGAAGGUUGCCAUCACCCCUUCAAUUCCCAUCAUUAUCGUUUCACAGGCGUCUGACACCUUUGUAACAACGAUAGCACAAGAGACGAGCAUGGUUUCCAGUCGGGUUGCAGCAAAACAAGAGAAAACGGUGAUCCAAGAACCACCAAAGUCUAAACCCCCAAUGACACAAGGGAAAACGUCUCAGAAACCAGUUCAAGAAGUCGCCAAACCAAAGACGAAUCCUCCUGAAGUCAAACCUGUGCCCAAAGGUGAUGACCAGGAUCCUCUGAAGGCAGUCAGGAAACUAUUAGGAAAAGAUAAAGUACAGAAACCUGUACCUGAGACAAAAGCUGAUAAGAAAGAGCCUGUAGCUGAAAGCAAGGCUAAAGAUGAAGGCCAAAAGCCCAGCACUGCAACAGGAAGUGAAGGAAAAGGAAAAGAUAAGAAAGAAGAACCAGCUGCAGUUAAAUCUGCGCCGGAGACAAAGGAAAGCGUUGAAUCCCUCCCUGCGGAGGCCCUUCUGAAAGUCAUGCAAAAGCCAAAGGGAGUGAAAUCCAAACUGAGCGGUUGGUCCAGACUCAAGAAGCACAUGGUGGUGGAGCAGGAAGAGCCCACAUUCCCAGAGGUUGGCCCCAAAAAGGAGGCCGCUGGGACGGACCAGAAAGAGGUGGAGAAGGCCGAAGAGAAGGCCGUGGACAAGCCCGAAAAUCAAGACGAGAACAAAACCAAAGACGCUCCCGUAGCGGCCAAAAUGUGGAACGCCUGUCUCUUCCAAAUGUUCAGCACUAAGGAGAACAUCAUGCACCAGAUCGAGCUGAACAAAAGCGACGACAAGAAGACGCAAGAGGAAACAGACGACCAGAAAGAGGUACCAUCGUUCGCCCAACGGCUGCCAUUGCUGCUCUUCAGUCCAAAGUUUGACGCUAAAAGGCUGAAAGAGGCGGCGUCAAGGCCGACGACGAAGAUUUCGACAGUUUUUGAAAUGGGUCUGAUUGGGCGGAAAGGUCAAGAAGAGGAACCAAAAGACUUUAACAGAACAGCGAGGGGGUUCGCCGCAACUUAAGCUAAUACAAUAUAUAUAAUAUAUACGUGCCAAGGUGAAAAAGAAGUUAUAUGUUCAAUGUACAGGUGCAGAAGUCUCAGUGUUUCAAACGAAUGAUGUUUGUGUUAUAGAAAAGUCCGCUUUGGACAAGUGCUUAGUGUUUCAUCUGUGUGACUGGUUGUCUGGAUGUUUUGUGUUUGUGGAAAAGCUGGAAAAGAGAAAAGUGUGUCUUAAUUCAGACGUCACAUCCGAUUAAAGCGUUUAUGUUUUCAGUAAGAUCA
Molecule: messenger RNA, 3402 nt
Organism: Gymnodraco acuticeps
Lineage: Eukaryota; Metazoa; Chordata; Actinopteri; Perciformes; Bathydraconidae
Gene: prr33
Product: proline rich 33
Exons: 3
Coding region: 167-3142 (991 amino acids)
Source: RefSeq, a predicted model, not a curated record